This is a messenger RNA of Saccoglossus kowalevskii, 1901 nucleotides long. RefSeq names its product dihydrolipoyllysine-residue succinyltransferase component of 2-oxoglutarate dehydrogenase complex, mitochondrial-like. Gene Ontology annotation, cellular component: mitochondrion; oxoglutarate dehydrogenase complex. Gene Ontology annotation, molecular function: dihydrolipoyllysine-residue succinyltransferase activity. The record is from RefSeq and is a predicted model, not a curated record. Gene Ontology annotation, biological process: tricarboxylic acid cycle. Lineage: Eukaryota; Metazoa; Hemichordata; Enteropneusta; Harrimaniidae.
UACGCAUGCGUACGUGUACCGGCGAAUAUGUUCUCGUCCAAAAUCAUUCAUACGCGUAAUAUUCCGCGUUUUUUUCAACAUCGACUUACGUUUUCUAGGUUACAGAAUCAUUAUCCUGUACAGAGACAAUAUAGUCUGCUUGCAGGAGCCUGCAGUUCAAGAUUAGCAAAAUGUACAUCAUGUAAAACUAGUAGCUGGUGCUUUAGAGGGGUUACAGGUGGUGUCAACGAUAUUUUUUGUAGACAAUUCCACAAGACAAUAAUUUUGUAUGAUGAAGUCCGAAUAGUUACAACACCAGCAUUUGCCGAAUCUGUAACAGAAGGAGAUGUGAGGUGGGAAAAGGCUGUUGGUGACCAUGUAGGUGAAGAUGAAGUUAUUUGUGAAAUUGAAACGGAUAAGACAUCAGUCCAGGUGCCUUCACCUGGUGCUGGCAUUAUAGAAGAAUUAUUUGCAGAAGAUGGUGAUACAGUAACUGCUGGUCAACAACUAUUUAAAAUUAAAAUAACAGGCAAUGCACCUGCCAUGAAAACAGAAGCAGCAGCACCGCCGCCGCCAACGACACCCUCCCCCUCAGUACCACCACCACCACCACCACCAACACCACCUCUUGUACAGAGCAGUGGUGAGAGUCCUGUAGGUCCUAUUCCUACAGUACCCCCAUCAGUACCUCCUCUACCACAACAACCAAUGUCAUCUACACCAGUUUCUAAUGUAAAGCCACCAGGCCCACCACCCUCAGCUGUUGGGUCUUCUAUGCCUGCAGUUUCUAUGUCUCCAGUAUCGGGUACAAGGUCAGAACAAAGGGUAAAGAUGAACAGAAUGCGUAUGCGUAUUGCAUAUAGACUUAAAGAAGCUCAGAAUACAUGUGCUAUGCUGACAACCUUCAAUGAGAUUGAUAUGAGUAAUAUUAUGGAAAUGAGGCAGCAACACAAAGACUCAUUCCAGAAGAAACAUGGUUUCAAAUUAGGUUUUAUGUCAGCAUUUGUGAAAGCGUCUGCACAUUCAUUGCAAUGUCAGCCCGUAGUGAAUGCAGUUAUUGAUGAAAAUGAAAUAGUUUACAGAGAUUAUGUAGAUAUCAGUGUAGCAGUAGCAACUCCUAAAGGCUUAGUAGUUCCUGUUAUACGGAAUGCUGAGACAAUGAACUAUGCUGAUAUAGAGAGAACUAUUAAUGGACUUGGUGAAAAGGCACGUUUGGGUUCCUUGUCAAUUGAAGACAUGGAUGGUGGUACUUUCACUAUUAGUAAUGGUGGUGUGUUUGGCUCCAUGUUUGGUACCCCUAUUAUAAAUCCCCCUCAGAGUGCCAUCUUAGGUAUGCAUGCCAUCUUCAAUAGACCCAUGGCUGUUAAUGGCAAGGUUGAGAUUCGUCCCAUGAUGUAUGUUGCAUUGACGUAUGACCAUAGAUUGAUUGAUGGAAGAGAGGCUGUAACUUUCCUGAAAAAGAUCAAAACUUGUGUUGAAGACCCUCGCUCACUACUCUUAGAUCUGUAGUCUCACUUAACUAUAAUAUUAAUAUCUACAACCCAAGAGAAAAUAGUACCUGCCAUUCAGAAUUACUGUUUUUAAAUAUGCUGCUAAUCAAUUUGUAUGAAAAACUAUGGCGAGAAUAUUCUAAUUUAAACGAUGCCAAAUUUGCAAGUUUUACUGUGUUUUAUUUACGUUGAUGUGCAUUUAUUCUUGCCCAGACCCUUAUGAUGUAGCUGGUACUGUAACAUGUUCACAAUGACUGACACUAAUCCCCACAUUGCCCUGACCAAUUCUAUUGCUUUUUUAACACUCUAUAAUUGUAAAAAAAAUAUCUUGUAAAGUGACUGAUUAGUAUGUAUUUCUUGCUUCCAGGAUUGUGUGAAUUAUCUUUAGAUUUUUUCAGAAUUAAAAGUGAAUAAAAAAAAAAUUGUGAAUAA